UCGCUCGAGGCUCCUCCUGUUGUGCCUGUGCGGCCGAAGGUACCAAGAGAAAGAGAUAGAUUGAAGAUGUCUGGGGAGCAUUGGAGCGCGGAACCAGGAAGAAGAAAUUAUCCAAGCAAAGAACAUGAAACAAAACAGUUCCAAUUUUUGUCACUUCAGAAUUAAAACAUCAACAUUGCUUGGUUUUAUAUGAAAGAGCCUGUGUUGUAUAAUUACUUGAUCUUAAAAUGUCAGACAAAUCUCCUGAAGAAAAAAGACCUCGUAAAAGUUUGUCAAAAAGUAAAAAUCAGAAGAAUGAAACCAAGGCUAAAAAAGGGUUAUUCAAAUCCAAUUCUAUUCUUUCAUUUUUUAAUAAUGUACCCCCAGUCAAACUUGCUUGUCCUAUCUGUGGCCAAAUGGUGCCAAGAUAUGACUUAAAUAGGCACAUUGAUGAAAUGUGCCAGCAGAACAAUAAUGAAGUAGUUCAAGUUGAUAGAACAGAAUUUGACAGCUCAGUAAAUCCAAAUUUAUCUCCAGCUAAUUUAGCCAAAACAACCACAGGAUGUAUAUCUCCAAAGCAAUCUUUACCUCCCCAGAUAAGUUUGAGCCCCAAUAAAAGUGAAUCUGUAAAAAGUGAUAUGACAGAGAAAAUCAGUCCAUACUUUAAAAAUAGUGAUAACUUAGUAAACAAUAGUCAAGAGGAACUAAAACAUCAAACAAUGAAAAUUAUUCCCUUAGGAAGCCUUUCAUCAAAAUUAUCCAAGCGAUACAUAGAAACUAAAAAAUUAAUAGCUAAAAAAGAGAGACGAGAAAAACAUGAAGUUCUGAAGACACAAAGUUUGAUGCAUCUACCUGUUAAGGAAGUAGAAGCUAAUUUAAUCACAGAUAGGGAUGAAGAACAGAUUUUGGGAAGUGGAUCUCAAAAGGAAAAUGUUUUUGUUUCCAAAAAGUCUUCUGAAUGCUUUAAUAAAGAAAGCACUGCUUUUGAAUAUACCUCAGAAGAUAUAGAAAUAUUAAAAAAUGAAAAUCAGACUGAUACCCAAGAAUAUGGAGCAACAGUACCCACUCUUGAUUUUAUGGAUAAAACUUGUGGUAUUAAAUCGUCAACUUCAGAGAAUAUUCUUAAGACUGAGAAGAUUUUUGAAGUUGUGGGUAGUAAAAGUAGAAGUGAUGUACAAUCAACAGAAUAUAAUCAAGUAAUUAUGACUGAUGUUUCAGAAGGCCAAACUCAGUGGUCCCAAAAUGCUUCCCCACCUGCUAAUUUGGCAGUGAAAUGUAAUAGUCAUGGAAGUACUUAUUCUGAAAGGGACAACACAAGAAUACUUCUGGAAGAAAGUCACAUUGACUUAAAAAAUGAAACCAUUCAUGACUCUGCUUUUUUGGAACUGGAGCCAGAUGAUGAUGAAUCAGAAAAAGCAAAUCAGGAUAGUGGUAACUUGGACUUGACUUCUGAUUUUUCAGAACAUCCUUAUUAUCUUAGGAAUUUUCUUAUGGUACUAAAAGCAGUUUUUGAGAAUGAAGAUGAUCUGAAGCUCUUUGAUGAACAGGAUAAGGAAAUCAUAACAAAGUUUUUAAAACUAUCAGCAAGUGGGCAGAAAUUAUAUGUAAGACUUUUUCAGCGCAAGCAAGUUUGGAUAAAAACUAACAAGAUAGAUUAUGGAGAGAUUGGCCAAGAUUUAUCACCAGCGAUUGAAGAAUUAAAGCAAGUAGGCUUACUGCAAACAGAAUCUGAAUUACAAGAUCUCUCUGAAGUACUUGAACUACUUUCUGCUCCUGAGCUAAAAACCUUAGCAAAGAUAUUUCAUUUGACGAAUCCCAAUGGACAGAAACAGCAACUGCUGGACACAUUUUUCAAGCUGGCCAAACAGCGUUCUAUCUUUAGUCUGGGCAAGACUCAGCCCGGCAUUGGUGCAGUGAUUUUGAAAAGGGCAAAGGAUUUGGUAGGACAGUCUGUAAGAAUUUCUAAAGGUCCUCGGGCUGUAUUUUCCCGUAUUUUGCUGCUAUUUUCAUUGACUGAUUCAGUGGAAGAAGAAGAUGCUGCUUGUGGCGGGCAAAGCCAACUUUUCACAGUACUAAUGGUCAACUUAGGCCGAAUGACUUUUCCCAGUUAUACAAUAAAUAGGAAAACACCAAUCUUCCAAGAUAAAGAAGAUCUUAUCAGAUAUGCUUCAGCUGCUCAUAUGUUGAAUGAUAUUUCUACUACUAUGGCUAAUGGAAACUGGAAGGAAGCUAAUGAGCUCUGCAAAUGUGCAAAAGAGGAUUGGAACAAGUUAAAAAAUCAUCCAUCCCUAAGAUACCAUGAAGAUUUACCUCUUUUCCUGCGGUGUUUUACUGUUGGGUGGAUUUAUACAAGGAUUUUUUCGAGAGCAGUUGAAAUACUACAAAGAUUGCACAUGUAUGAGGAAGCAGUUGAGGAACUUAAAAAUCUUUUAUCACAAAAAAUAUAUUGUCUUGAGAGCAGAGGUCGAUGGUGGGACAGAUUGGCACUUAAUUUACAUCAACAUUUGAAACGCAUUGAACAGACUAUUCAAUGUAUCACAGAAGGAUUGUUGGAUCCACAUGUAAGAACAGGACAUCGUUUUUCUCUUUACCAACGAGCAAUGAGACUAAAAGAUUCUCCAAGUUGUAAAAAAUUCAGCCAUCUCUUUCAUAAAAUGCCAAUUAUGACUAUUAAAGAUGUUAACCAUGUGACCAUAAAAGGAAAAAUGUGUCCCCAAAGUGGAAUGGGAAAGUCUGUGUUUCUUAUGCAGGAAACUGAGACAGAAGGAGAUGAAUGUACUCCAACCACAGUCAUGUGUUCAGUUGAGGAGCUAGCUCUAGCCUAUUAUAGGCAAAAUGGUUUUGACCAAGGUAUUCAUGGAGAGGGGUCCACAUUUAUUACAUUAUAUAGCCUUCUACUGUGGGACAUAAUUUUCAUGGAUGGAAUACCAGAUGUUUUUCGAAAUUCCUAUCAGGCAUUCCCAUUGGAUUUGUACACAGACAAUUUCUAUGAAAACAGACGUGAUGCCAUAGAGUCUAGGCUCCAGAUGAUUCAUGAGGCUUCUCCUGAGACUCUGAAAGUAUGGAUUGCGAAUGUAUGGAAUGCUCAGGAGGGGAAAGUAGCAUCAGGAGUCAACUGGGACAGGUUCUCUUCUCUUCAGCAAGCACAGGACCUGGUAUCCUGUUUUGGGGGACCUUUCUUAAGUGGCGUUUGUAGACUACUAGCAAUAGACCUUCGGCAUCACAGAGGGGGUCUCCCAGAUCUGGUUGUAUGGAAUACCUCCAAUAACCACUUUAAGUUGGUAGAAGUUAAAGGGCCUAAUGAUCGUCUUUCCCACAAGCAAAUGAUUUGGUUGGAUGAACUGCAGCAAUUGGGAGCCCAAGUAGAAGUCUGUCAUGUGGUUGCAGUUGGAGCUAAGAGCAAAUGCCUCAGCUAGAUUAUAUACUUUGGGUGAUGUUCUGUCACUUGCUUGCUGUUUGUUUUUGUUUUUUUUUCUUUCCAAAAGAAUAAAAUGUUACUGUUAAAUUUUA
Molecule: messenger RNA, 3489 nt
Organism: Antechinus flavipes (yellow-footed antechinus)
Lineage: Eukaryota; Metazoa; Chordata; Mammalia; Dasyuromorphia; Dasyuridae
Gene: FAN1
Product: FANCD2 and FANCI associated nuclease 1
Exons: 14
Coding region: 228-3395 (1055 amino acids)
Biological process (GO): interstrand cross-link repair
Cellular component (GO): nucleus
Molecular function (GO): 5'-flap endonuclease activity; 5'-3' exonuclease activity; flap-structured DNA binding
Source: RefSeq, a predicted model, not a curated record